Messenger RNA from Planococcus citri (citrus mealybug), 1005 nucleotides. Its product is annotated as speckle-type POZ protein-like. The coding region runs from base 1 to 1005 and encodes 334 amino acids. NCBI's taxonomy places the organism in Eukaryota, Metazoa, Arthropoda, Insecta, Hemiptera, Pseudococcidae. Gene Ontology annotation, biological process: regulation of proteolysis; proteasome-mediated ubiquitin-dependent protein catabolic process. The transcript is spliced from 2 exons. The record is from RefSeq and is a predicted model, not a curated record. Gene Ontology annotation, cellular component: cytoplasm; nucleus. Gene Ontology annotation, molecular function: ubiquitin protein ligase binding.
AUGUCAUCGAGUUUUUGUAAAUCAGAUUGCCAAUCGAAAAUCCAUUCCGAUGAAGCAACAUACGUUUGGACGAUUGAAGAUUUCUAUUCUCACGAGGCCAAAGGCGAAACAUUGAUUUCACCUCCGUUUUCAUCUGUUAAGAAUAAUCAAGUUAAAUGGUACUUAGGACUUCAGCCUAACGGUGUUACCAAUGUAAAAGAUUCUAUCAGUUUGUAUUAUCUAUCUGACGAAAAUAAAGAAGAAGCCAAGCGAUCUCUCAUCAACAUUAGGGAAUUUCGACAUCCUAAGAUUAAGAAGAGCACUGGUUCUAUCGGUUGGGGCUUCGCAGAAUUCAUUAAAAAAGAUGAGAACUUUAGAAACAAGUUGCUAUUGAACAAUACAUUGACGAUUCGCUGUGAAGUGAAGUUUUCUGAUACGAACGGUAUCACUACAAGUACAAGUUUUCUUCAAUGUAAUUGUGGCAUUGAAAUGCCCUGUGACCUCUCUGAAAACAUCGCAUCCUUAUUUGAAAAUCAAACAUUAACGGAUGUUAUCCUUUCCGUGAAUGGUAAAGAGUAUCCUGCCCAUAAGGUUAUAUUAGCUGCUCGUAGUCCUGUCUUCUGCGCCAUGUUCAAACACAACACAAAAGAAAACGAGCUCAAUCGUGUAGAUAUUAAUGAUAUUAAUGAAGCUGUUGUGGAAGCUAUGUUGAAAUACAUUUACACCGGGAAAUGUAAUGAUUCAGAUGAAUUGGUCGAAGGAUUAUUGGUAGCAGCCGAUAAAUACGAUUUGCGUCGAUUAAAAAGUAUGUGUGCGAAGAGAUUAAUCAACAGAUUAUCAGCUGAGAGUGCAGCAAAUGUUCUUAUAUUAGCAGAUAUGCAUCACCUCGAAGAUCUGAAACGUGAAGCGAUCAACUUUAUUGUAGCAAACUUUGCUCAAGUCUUGAACACUGUAGGUUGGAAAAAUAUGCUUGUAUCGAACCCUCACUUGGUGAAUGAUAUUUGCCACCCUGUUGCUCGUGAAUGA